CUCCUCUCGAGGAACAAAGACUUCGUAACCCAACACGAUCAUCCCUCAACUCCCUCGUUCCCCUUCUACUUUACUAUCCUCCCAAUCAUGGCCGACAGACCUGCAUCCACCCCCAGCGCGGGUGCCGCAGAGGAUCCCAACGCAGCAGCUGCUUUGAGCUACGAGCAGCAGUACGCCCAAUACGCAGAGGCUCAAGCUGCCUAUGAUGCUUACUACGGCCCAGGAGCAUCCGCUGCCUAUGCCGCUGCUGUGGCUGCAGGAACCGCUCCAGCUAGUGAUCCCAAUGCUGCCUAUGGUGCCCCUGCUGCUCCUACUGGCGUCGGUGCUGGCGCUGGUUAUGGUUCUGGCGCACAAGGAGAACACGACCAUAGCAGAGGAAGUGGAGAUGCCAGCAGGGCAGACUAUGACUCUUCUCGUUCUGGAUAUGGAGAUUCAAGAGGGGGAUAUUCAUCUGCCCCUUAUGGCUCUGGAUUUUCGUCGCGUGAUGGAGCCGGCUACGGCCAUUCCUCGAGCGACCGUGAUGGAGGCCGCGACUCUGGGCGAGACUCUGGACGGGAUUCUGGACGGGAUUCUGGCCGCGGUGGCUAUGGCGAUCGCGACGAGAGAUCUGGAUCGUCCUAUGGUGGAGAUCGCCAUGGAUCGUCAUCGCAGCAUGGAGGUGGUGGAUAUGGCGGAAAUCCAGAUGAACCCCAGGUUCAGAAGAGCUCAGAUACCGUGUACAUCAGCGGCCUGGGAACAGAUAUGUCAGAGAAGGACUUGUCAGCGAAGCUGGAUGAACUGUUCUCAUCCAUUGGACGCAUCAAGAUUGACAAGAGAACAAUGACACCUAAGAUUCGCAUUUACGUAGAUAGUGCUACAGGCAUACCUAAAGGAGAUGCCACCAUCACGUACGAAGAUCCAUACACCACCGAUGCGGCUAUCAAAUGGUUCAACGGCAAAGACUUUCACGGCCACACCAUCAAAGUGGAGAUGUCGGAACAAAAAGUAUGGGCUGGUGGAUUCAGCGGCCGUGGCCGCGGACGU
Gamsiella multidivaricata is the source of this 1023-nucleotide messenger RNA. RefSeq lists its product as uncharacterized. Lineage: Eukaryota; Fungi; Mortierellomycota; Mortierellomycetes; Mortierellales; Mortierellaceae. The coding region runs from base 203 to 823 and encodes 206 amino acids. The record is from RefSeq and is a predicted model, not a curated record. The transcript has 6 exons.